Molecule: messenger RNA, 1812 nt
Organism: Pectinophora gossypiella (pink bollworm)
Lineage: Eukaryota; Metazoa; Arthropoda; Insecta; Lepidoptera; Gelechiidae
Exons: 12
Coding region: 1-1812 (603 amino acids)
Molecular function (GO): protein binding
Source: RefSeq, a predicted model, not a curated record
AUGAAGAAGAAAUUGGCACUGGAGGAGAAACCUCUUUUUAACGUCGUCACGGUCUAUAGAGAGAGAGGAAAUUACUUGCAACGCCACGAGCAGUUCGAGAAAGCUAUACAUGCAUACACUGAAGCGCUACGGUGGAACGAUUCAGAUGUACGUUCUCUACUGGGACGCAGCUUGGCCCGAGCCCGAUCCACUCAUUAUGCUGGAGCCUUGGAAGAUGCCGCUAGAGCCGCUGAACUGGAGCCGGAAAACCUGUCAGCGCUGCAAAUGCGCGCUCAGACUGAGUAUGAGAAGUGUGCCUUUGAACGUUCGUUGCUUUUGGCGCAUCGAGGACAACGCUUGAGGAGGUUCCCACCCAACUUCGCUUUCGUUGCCCGCAUCGCUGAAGAGACGAUCCGCGAAUGUGUCAAUAGGAACGCUAGGAAGGUAUUAUCUUCAGUUUCCUUCAUUCGGAGACUGGAAUUCAAGAUGGCUGACGUCGACCAGUACGCUCCAAAAGUUGUAAUCCGGCAAAGUCGAAUGCACUCGAACCCGACUCCUCAGUACCAAGAAAUGAAUCGAGUGGAGAAACACAAGGCUCGCCACAUGUCUCGACUCAUGGCUUCCAAGUACCUGGAACGUAUGGCCCACGACAAGUACUUCCUUCAGAAAUUACACAAAGACGAGAGACUCAUAUCUGCCAAUCAAAAAGACUCUUUAAAACUGCAAGAACUGGCCACUUGCGCCUUAACAGACAUUGAAAAACGACAAGAAGUCCUUCGUGAGCGUUGUCCUUUUUACGCGGCUCGUGCAUCCGAAUCAGCAGCCCGGGCCCGUCUAUCCGAGACUCGAAAGAAACAAUUGAAAAGAGCACAGAAACAAAAUAUAAUUGACGCCAAUCGCCUGUUGGCCGCUGCAGAAGCGAUGCUCGAGAAACGUGAAACUGCUAAAUGUAUUGAGAAUGCAGAGUUUGCUAUGGAACAGAUUUCAAGGAAACCAGCAAACAUGAUACCUGGGAAAGAAAAGUUCUUGCACACGCUACAGAAUAUUGUUGCAAACGCAUUCUUGGAUCAGAAACGAGUCAGCAGUAGAAUGAGCGAAUCUGACCGUGAGAAGAGAGCGUUUGCUCUGCUUGGGAUAGCUCUGUCAAGGGAACCAAGUAGAGAUUCGGUGUUAAAAGUCCGACCACCGGAACCUCCACGAGAUGCCAAACGCCGUCUACGAGCUCUAGAAAUGGCGUUGAGUUUGAGCGCUCGCCCGUCUGAACGCUGCUACCUCUUGCACGAACUCGCUCGCUUGCAUAUUGAUACCAAACAGAGCAUCAAGGCCCGCUUUUAUGCAUACAAGUGCCAAGCAGAGGCACGUGCAGCCAGCCAACGUUUGUGGCUGCUGAAUGCCUGUUUUCUCCUCGCCCGUGGCCACGUGAUGUCGAACAACCGCCCCGAAGCACGUGCAUCGUUGAUCGAAGCGGCAUCCCUCGCGCGCUCCUACAGAAUGCCAGAAGUUGCUGAAUUCUUUGACACGUGCAUAAACGUGUCCACGGAAGGCGAGGUUGAGAUCACAGAGGCAUGUAUUGAGAAACGAGAGAAGGCCAUGGUCGGGUUGAUGCAAGACGACGACAUGAAAAGUGAAGCUCAACAUUUGUUCAGGAAGAUGUCGACUUUGCCUGCACAAAGGAGAUUCUCCAUACUGCCAGGUGCUCGUAUAGAAGACAAAGGCUAUCAAGGUAGUAAACGUCGGCAAUCGAUAAAUCCUGCAGCGGCACAGCCUACGGUUUCUCCAAUCAAAGAUAAGGACCGCCAUCCCCUUGGCUUCCAAGACUUUGACAUACUGUGA